AUGGACAAUCAAAGCCAAGUGACUGAAUUCAUCUUCUUGGGACUUUCACAGAAUCCAGAUAUUCAGAAAAUGAUAUUUGUAAUAUUUCUGUUUUUUUAUGUCACAUCUCUGGGGGCAAAUUUAUUUAUUGUUGUGACCAUUGUCUAUAGCCCCUCUCUUAUGAGUGCGCCCAUGUACUUCUUCCUAGCUUUCCUUUCCUUCUUGGAUGCCUGCUUCUCAUCUGCCAUUGUUCCAAAAGUAAUAGUUGAUUCCCUCUAUGAGAGAAAAACCAUUUCAUUCAGAGGGUGUAUGACACAGCUUUUUGCAGAGCAUUUUCUUGCAGGUGCUGAGGUGAUCAUUCUCUCAGCCAUGGCCUAUGACCGCUAUAUAGCCAUCUGCAAGCCUUUGCACUAUGUGACCAUCAUGAGCCGACGUCUGUGUUUACUCCUGGUAGGAGUGGCCUGGGUAGGGGGCUUUCUCCAUUCCAUUAUCCAAAUGAUCUUCAUUAUCCCGUUAUCCUUUUGUGGCCCUAAUGUGAUUGAUCACUUUAUGUGUGACUUGUAUCCUUUGUUGAAAUUGUCCUGCACUGACACACGUAGCUUUGGUUUUAUGGUUGUGGCCAACAGUGGCUUGAUAUGUAUAUUAAUUUUUGCUCUUUUGCUCAUUUCUUAUGGAGUCAUCCUGUACUCUCUGAGGAAAUACAAUAUGGAAGCACGACGAAAAGCCCUCUCCACUUGUAGCUCCCAUGUCACAGUUAUUGUUAUGUUCUUCGUCCCAUGCAUAAUUGUAUAUGUACGGACUCCUUCUACUUUUUCUUUUGACAAAACUGUAGCUGUAUUUUAUACCAUAAUGACUCCCACAUUAAACCCUUUGAUCUACACUUUUAGAAAUGCCGAAGUGAAGAAUGCAAUGAAGAGGUUUUGGAACAGAACAACAAUCUCUAUUGAAAAAUAA
Molecule: messenger RNA, 933 nt
Organism: Antechinus flavipes (yellow-footed antechinus)
Lineage: Eukaryota; Metazoa; Chordata; Mammalia; Dasyuromorphia; Dasyuridae
Product: olfactory receptor 4C15-like
Exons: 1
Coding region: 1-933 (310 amino acids)
Biological process (GO): G protein-coupled receptor signaling pathway
Cellular component (GO): membrane
Molecular function (GO): G protein-coupled receptor activity; olfactory receptor activity
Source: RefSeq, a predicted model, not a curated record